AUGGCUUCUCCCGCGUUAAUGACGACACCGCUCGGCGCAUGGAGCUUCAAGCCACGAAUGGCAGGUCUGAAUCGGCUCGAAUGGGCUGAGAGACGACUUUAUGGAACGACGGGUGUGGAGGAAGUCAUCGCCGAACUUCAGAGGCGCAAGCCGACCGUGGGUCUCAUACUCGGACAUAAUCGCCUUCAGGACGAUGGUUGCGUCCGUUUAUUUGAGUACCUUUGCUCUGAUAAGCGACAACACGACUACAUGCAAGAGAUCGCCCUGAAUAAUACCCAACUGGGUGAUCGAGGGGUCCUCGCUGUGGCGAAAUACCUUUGCGACAACAAGGGUCUGAAAGAGCUGCAGCUUCAGAACAACGUCUUCUCUGGUCGCGCAGAGAUAUGGACAACGUUCACGUCUGCGCUCAACCGCUCGCAUCUGCGAAGGUUGACCCUAUCAUCUAACCAACAACUCUCUGACGAGUUUCUCGCCGCGUUCCUCGCGACGCUUUCUUCGCCGCAUUUCGAGGAGCUUAUCCUCUCUUUCGUUGGCUUAACCUGUGAAUCAGUACCGACCAUAGUCGAGUUCUUGGGCAGCCCGCGCGCACGCUCUUUGAAGCAUCUGACGUUGAAUGGGAACGAACUCGGUCGUGAUGGCCUCUUCCUCAUCAUCGACGCUGUGGAAAAGUCUAACUUCCACUUGACACGUUGCGAGAUGUACGCCAACUGGUCCACGAAUGACGAAGAAGAGCGACGAAUAUGGAACGAAGCGGUUGCGCGCCUAUCGCAGGCUACUACACGCAAUCAGGUCCUCGGGAGGAACACCGGGCGAGAGGCACUCAUCCUCCUACGACAUGCUCGCCCAGCCCUCUUACAGCAUGCCGAGCAGGGCGAGGAACAGCCACCUCAGCCUCGGCUGCCGAACGAGCUCAUACUACACAUUCUGUCAUUCUUCGCGCCGACCCUUUCAGCUCCACAACGACGACGCGUGGUCGACUACGCCUCUGAUGCACGAACGCUGCCGCCUCUACCACAAGGGCCCCCACCAUUGGGUGGCCCACAAGUGGUGACAUCCGGGUUCAUCGGAUCGUUGCGUUACGUGCCUCUGCCCGCUGUGUUAGAGGCAAGGACAGAAUGGCUGAUUAAAGUACAGUGCGAUGCGUAUGAUCAUGAGCCAGGUAGUAUCCGCUAUGUAAUCCCAGACUAG
Peniophora sp. CBMAI 1063 is the source of this 1188-nucleotide messenger RNA. Lineage: Eukaryota; Fungi; Basidiomycota; Agaricomycetes; Russulales; Peniophoraceae. The record is from the annotation of a GenBank genome assembly.